Molecule: messenger RNA, 1317 nt
Organism: Caenorhabditis remanei
Lineage: Eukaryota; Metazoa; Nematoda; Chromadorea; Rhabditida; Rhabditidae
Exons: 5
Coding region: 1-1317 (438 amino acids)
Molecular function (GO): protein binding
Source: RefSeq, a predicted model, not a curated record
AUGCUAAUAGUAAACCUAAUUGAAUGUAAUAAUUUCGGACUCUGUCUCCGUGCCACAUCUCGCACCGAAAUGACAUUAAUCGAUUCAUAUCGCUUUAAAUUCGAUGUAGUUCAAUUAUUCCCAGAAGAGGACGUUUUCAUGAGUGUUAUGAGAAAUUUUAAGUAUUCGGAACUAAAAAUUCCAAAAAUCAAUACAUUUGGAAGUGAUCGAAAUCUGAUUUACCUGGAGAAAUUCACUCAUUCACUUGCAUAUAUUCUGAAUUAUUGUAAUAUUACGAAACUGGAAGUGUUCGAGAUAUCAGGAAUGCAUACUCAUGUUCUGAAGAGACUUCAUCAAUUAGUGGCACCUCAAUCGAUUCAUGUCAAGUAUUUCUAUUCGGAUCUGCUUCACAGCACUUCCUCUUUCUUCCUCCACUGCUGCUGGAAUCGAAUGGAAAGCAUCAUUUUUGAGAAUUUCCGCAAUUUUCAUGUCAAGGAUCUUAAGAAAAUUCCAUCGCCACAAAAUAUGGAAACUAAUGAGAAGAAAUUCGUGAUGAGAUAUGUCGUUGAAGAUUUUGACGCAUUAGAAGACGAUAAAUCUUAUGGUGUGACAGAAGAACACUACGGAAUUCCAUGGAAAAUGCAUAUUCAAAAAAGCAGUAAUCAAUUUUCCUUCAAUUUUGAAUGUCUGAGAGAACAAAACAGCGAGUGGUCGUUCGACACUGAAUUCACUUUCAAGUUACAAACGGCGAAAGAUUCCCUCCAAUCGACUCACUUCUGGUCUUAUAACAGAAAUCAAAAACAGUGGGGUUGGGUAAACCUUAUGGGUUUGAACAAACUGUUGGAGAAAUUUAUAACAGACGAGAAACCAAUCACGUUCGAAAUGAACGUGCGAAUUCUGAAAAUGGUUGGAUGCGGGAAGGAGAAGUUGAAACGAUUCGAUGAAUCAAUGAAAGAAUUAUCGGAUGUUGUGUUGGUUGUGAAGGAUAUUAAGUUUUAUACAUUGAGAAUGUUCCUCUCCAUCCAAUCCUCGUAUUUCAAAUCACUUUUUCUCGGAAAUUUUGAAGAAUCUCAGAAGUCAGAAGUGACACUCACUGGAAUCGAUCCAGAAGAUUUUCAGAAUUUUCUUGAACUUAUUCAUGGUGAACCUUCUGUUAAUGAUGCCACUGUCGAUGGAAUUCUUCACCUGGCGGAUAUGUACGACGCACCAACUGCUAUCAAAAGAUGCGAAGAGUUUCUGCUGGAAAAAUCGAAGAAAACAUUGAAAAAUAAACUGCAAAUUUCGACUCGAUACAAUUUGAAGAUUUUGAAGGUACCUCGAUUGAAAGUUUUAUUCUGA